AUGAAACUCUCAACUCCAACUACAUCUUGUUCAAAUGUAUCUCCAUCAACUUCUUCCAACACACCAAUGUGUAGCUCCAAAAGCACCACUACAGGUUGUCUCACAGCCAUCAUGCACAAGAUUCUCUGUUCUGGAAAUCUUCCAAAAGAACAAUCGAAUCAAGUUACAGAGUUUGAUUCAACAUACUCUGUUCUGAGUGGAAAAGAUCAAAACUUUGAUACUGCUGAGGAGAAUUCUAUGGCCACUCCUCCUCCUCCAUUAGUGGCAAGGCUAAUGGGUUUGGAGUCAAUGGGAGAUAUACAGAUACCUUUUGAGUUGAAACCGGGAUCACUUUCGCGUAGCAAAUCGAUGAACUCUAUGGAUUAUUUGGAAGAAAGCAAUGGAAAAAUUCAGAGUCUGAAUCAUAAGAGGGUUAAUUCAACACUGUCAUUUAGAGAACCCCCGACUUUUCGAUUAAGCGAAAAUGAUAACUUUUUUGUGCUUAGCUUUGAAAAUGAAGGUGAGAAUGCUAAAUCAUUGAAAUCCAAUGGGAGAAAAAAGCAAACGGGUUGUUCGGAAUCGAAGCAGAAAGUGGCAGCAACAGAGAGAAUUGAACUGAUGGAGAAGAAGAAGGAGAAGAAGAACAUGAAGGAAAAUGUUUAUGCUGAGAAGAAUUUGAUUGAGAAAGAGAAAACGGGCAAAAGGGUGUCGAGUGAACUUCAAGAAAUCACGAACACUUUGCGUCAGUUCAAGGCUUUGUCCGAAAAGAAGUGUUUUGAUUCAUCAGAAGUUGAACUGUUGAAGCAGAAGAACUAUAACGAAGCCGUGGUUGGUGAAAAGCUGAAGAAGAGGAAGAGGAUUAGGAAGAAGAGAACAAAUUGUUAUGCAGAAAAGAAGAUAGAAACUGAAAGCAUCAAAUCAGAAGAUUCAAGUCCUGUUUCUGUUCUUGAAUUCGACCGCAAAUCUUGUGCAGCAGGUGUAGAUUCUGUUGCAGUUGGUUUGAAUUCGAGAAGAAAGUUGACAGCAGAGCUUGAAAAGGGCAAGCAUAUUCUUAUGCGUUGCGAUGAUAAUUUGAUGAUUGAUGAGAACAAGGAUAAGGAAAUUGAGAAGAACAAAUGUGAAGGAUCAAAGAAGAAGAUGAAGGAGUAUAUAGAGAUUUGGGGGGAAGCAUGCAAGCUAGUUGAAGAUGAAUUGAGUGGUUCAAAGAAUCAAGUUGAUGCAUGGAUGAAAGAACAAUGUGGUCAUUUAGAGUCAGAAAUUUUUGAUCAAAUGUUGAAUGAAGUGGUAAGUGAACUUGUUGGGUAA
Messenger RNA from Lathyrus sativus (Indian pea), 1284 nucleotides. The record is from the annotation of a GenBank genome assembly. NCBI's taxonomy places the organism in Eukaryota, Viridiplantae, Streptophyta, Magnoliopsida, Fabales, Fabaceae.